This is a messenger RNA of Rhopilema esculentum, 962 nucleotides long. Its product is annotated as ribosomal RNA-processing protein 7 homolog A. The record is from RefSeq and is a predicted model, not a curated record. Gene Ontology annotation, cellular component: CURI complex; UTP-C complex. NCBI's taxonomy places the organism in Eukaryota, Metazoa, Cnidaria, Scyphozoa, Rhizostomeae, Rhizostomatidae. Gene Ontology annotation, molecular function: RNA binding. Gene Ontology annotation, biological process: ribosomal small subunit assembly; rRNA processing.
AUGGCGACGCUUCAAGGGUUUAAAAUCGCAAAAGUCGCAUUUGACGCGUCUCACACUUCGCCGCAUUAUCUAUAUAUUAAAAAGCACACACACCAGAAGCAAAAUGAUCUUACGCCGCCAGGGAAAACUCUUUUUGUCGUCAAUGUUCCACCAUAUUGUACCAAGAAGGGACUGAAAAACGCGUUUCAAGGAUUUGGGCCUAUUUCCUCGGUUUAUAUUCACGAUUCUCCGGGACCAGUGUUACAACCGUCAUCAGAAUCUAAUAUUUUUCAUAAAGAAAAGUAUCAAUUCAAGGUUGCUUUUGUGGUGUUUAUAAAAUCAGCUUCCAUUGACAAAAUAAUGAAAAACGAUUUCAAUGAGACACUUCUGAUAUCAACAGACUCAAACCCAGUUAAAACCGGAAUAGAAAAAUGGUGCUUGGAAUAUAAAAAACAGUAUCCGAACCCUGAUGAUGUGCAGAAAAAGGUUGACAAAUAUAUGGCUGCAUUUGAUGCAAAAACGGAGAAAGAAAAGCAAGAACUGGAGAAAAUUGCCAACCAAACUGAUGAUGCAGGAUGGACCUUUGUAUCAUAUGGUGGUAAAAAGCCAAGUGCACCAGUUAAGAAAAUAACAACAAAGGAAAAGAAGAAGAGAGAAAAGAAAGAACUAGUCAAUUUUUACACCUUUCAGCAACGUGAAUCAAAAAGAGAACACAUAGCAGUCCUCAGAAAGAAAUUUGAGGAAGACAAGAAAAAGAUUGAAAUGAUGCGAGCUGCUAGGAAAUUUAGGCCAUUUUAAAAACUUUUAAAGAAUGGGUAACAUUUUUAAAGAAAUAUCUCAAUUCCCAAAGCCUGCUUUCAAGCUUAUUGUGAUAAUUAUUUGAGUCCUACUGUAAUCUGAAAGGCUCAAUGAUUUGAAAUGAGAGGACAAAGCCAUAUGUCAUGUUAUCUUUGAUAAAUAAUUUGCCUUCUCUACUCUUUUGA